Pygocentrus nattereri (red-bellied piranha) is the source of this 3484-nucleotide messenger RNA. Its product is annotated as toll-like receptor 13. The transcript has 2 exons. Gene Ontology annotation, cellular component: membrane. Gene Ontology annotation, molecular function: transmembrane signaling receptor activity; protein binding. The coding region runs from base 155 to 2989 and encodes 944 amino acids. Lineage: Eukaryota; Metazoa; Chordata; Actinopteri; Characiformes; Serrasalmidae. Gene Ontology annotation, biological process: toll-like receptor signaling pathway; immune response; inflammatory response. The record is from RefSeq and is a predicted model, not a curated record.
CAGUUUCAAGCCGACCACAUCCGAUCAACUUCAUCAAUCUGAUAUGGAGCGAAAGAUCAUUAUCUAAUAGACAGUUCUGAACCUCAUUCUAAUAAUUGGGCGUCACUGCAAAGAAGUGAAUUUGCUUUGCAUCUGUGAGUUAGAAUCCCAAAAAAUGGCCACUCGCAAAAGGAGAUCUGUAGAACCCAGCAUCACGCUAUGCUACCUCUCAUAUUCCAUCCUCAUUAUUGUGCCAACCUCUGAAUUCUCCCUGAGGAACUGUAUGAUUCCAGAACCCUUCAAUUACACAGACAAACUGACUGUGCUCUGCUACAAAAUGGGUCUCCUAGCUUUUCCCUCAAAGAUACCCAGCAAUGUAGCGACUUUAGUCAUAUCUUUCAAUUACAUCUCAGAAAUCAGAAAGGAAGAUCUCAGCAGGCUGACAUUUCUGACACAUCUAAAUGCUUCCAACAACAACAUCUCACACAUACAAGAAGGUGCCUUUAGAGACUCAAAAGACCUGGAGGAGCUGAAUCUUUCUCAGAACCGACUGAGCAAUGUCUCAAGAAGUUGGCUGGAGGAUCUGCCUAAACUCUCUAUAAUACGGCUUGAUGGAAAUUUGAUCAAACACAUUGAACCAGAUGUUUUUGCGUCUCUGUCGAGUUUAAAAGUUUUGAAUCUCACUGACAACAAGCUUCAACAGAUUGAGAGAAUCCAGCCAGCAUUUGGGUUGAAUACUCUACAAGAGCUGUAUAUUGGAAUAAACAACCUCAACAUUUUCCAGUCCAGCGAUGUGUCAGUGACGUCCAUUUCGCUGAAAAUGCUGGAUCUUUCGCAGAAUCUCUUGACAAAGUUUCAAAUUACAGAAAACAUUUUUCCUGCCCUGGAGUACUUAGACCUGUCCUACUGUAGCCAUAAUGGAAAUCUAGACUGGAUCGUUCCAAAUGCAACAAUGCUGAAGAAAGUAACAACCCUCAAACUAGACGGAGUGCGUAUUCCGGAAGAAAAAACGGCAGCCAUUCUUGGAACUUUCAAUACAAGUCUUUACAGACUAAGGAUGGAUGACAUUAAGCCAAUUAAGCCUGACCGUCUUUUAAGUGAUGCCUGCUCCAGUGUUCUGAGAGUCCUACACUUUGGGGAGAACAACAUCUCUUCCCUCACCAAACACAUGAUUGCACCCUGCUAUCUUCUGCAACAGCUAGACCUCACAAGCAAUAAUAUUUACCACAUUUCAGGAAAGACUUUCAUGAAUUUCACCCAGCUAAUCUCUCUGCACCUACAGCACAACAAACUGACCAAGCUAAAUGGUGCUUUUAACGGCCUUCCGAGGCUUGAGCUUCUAGACUUGAGUGCAAACAAAAUCAACAAAUUAAACUGCCCAGACUUUGGAAAUCUGAUAAGUUUAAGGAAUCUGUACUUGUACAAUAACAAAUUAUCUUCAGUCAGCGUGUGUUUGUUCAAAAACCUCAAAAACCUCCAAAAGCUGAAGCUAGGAACAAACAAACUGUUGACCAUCAGCACAUCCUUUUUUGGAGUAUUAUCAAACUUGAAGUACUUGCAGCUCAGAUACAACAAAAUAAGUUCACUCCAAAAAAGCACGUUUGCUCAUUUACAUUCUCUUCAAACAUUAGAUCUGGUUGAUAAUCAGAUUUCUGAGAUUGACGAGUACGCAUUUGAGGGAUUGGGAAAUUUAACAUGGCUUUCUCUUGCAUCUAACAAAAUAACAAAAAACACAAUAAAGAACAAAAAUGUGUUUUCAGGACUGUUUAAGCUACAACACCUUGAUUUAAAUAGCAAUUACAUAACAUUUGACAGAGAGCAUUUGACAUUCCCACCAUUCGUUCAUUUGAAAUCCCUUCACACAUUGGCGAUUAACAGCCAGCGCCACCACGGCCUCCAAUUCCUACCUAGGAAUCUACUUGAAGGCUUGACAUCCUUAAAGAUUUUCUAUGCUGGAAACCUCAACAUCAGGUAUCUGUAUAAUGACACAUUCAACAACACCCCUCACCUUUGGCACCUGGAUCUCACAAAAAAUAUACUGUCAGACAAUAGUGCUCUUUCUUCACAAGCUUUUCACCCAAUCCCUGAGCUAACAAGGCUUAUCCUGUCCAGAAGUGGGCUGCAAUCUUUGGACUUCCUGAUCAAAGCAAACCUAUCUAAACUCUCUAUCCUGCGGGCUAGUGGAAAUAAGCUUGCAUCGAUCAACCAGACUUUAAUAGAUUCCAUUCCCAGGCUCAAAUUCUUAGACUUGCAGAACAACACUUUCCCCUGUGACUGUAGCAGUGCUUGGUUCAUUGACUGGUCACUUCUUAAUAACCAAACCCAGGUCCUUUACCUGAAUAAGUACAUCUGCAACUAUCCAUCCGCAAUGAGCAAGAACAGUUUAGAAGACUUCAACACUGAAUCCUGCAUUGUGGAUUACAGCUUCAUUUGCUUCCUCUGCAGUUCUUUGAUAGUUGCCUUCACUCUUGUGGUCUCGUUUGUCUGCAGCUUCCUGAGGUGGCAUCUGGUCUACACAUACUAUCUAUUUUUAGCUCUCCUCCAUGACAGGAAAAGGAAGCAGCAGCAUGGUUUUCAGUAUGAUGCUUUCAUUUCCUACAACACUCAGGAUGAGCCCUGGGUAAUAAAGGAACUACUGCCAAACCUAGAGGCUAACCAGGGCUGGAGACUAUGUCUGCACCACAGAGACUUCCAGCCAGGCAGGUCCAUCACCGACAACAUCAUUGACGGGAUCUACAACAGCCGCAAAACCAUCUGCUUGAUCACCAACAACUAUUUAAGGAGCAACUGGUGUUCCCAAGAGAUUCAGGUGGCCACAUUCAGGCAUUUUGACGAACGGAAAGAUGUCCUGAUUCUCAUUUUUCUGGAGGAUAUUCCCACUCGUCACCUCUCUCCAUAUUAUAGAAUGAAAAAGCUGGUGAAACAACAGACGUAUCUCUGUUGGCCCAAAGCAGGAGACGACACCAAAGUGUUCUGGCAGAAAGUGAAAAUGGCCAUGGAGACCAAGUAGACUGUAGAUGAAGAGAGGCACGAUCUCUCAUGGCAUGAUAAUGGAUGCUAAGUAGAGACGGCAUCACAGUGCUCUAUGCACAUUGAGUUUAAUAUGUAUGCUUUCAUAUUCCUGGAUUUGUGUAAGGUGUGUAAAUCAUCAUGCAUAUACCAAAUUGUACAAAACUCUUAGGCACCAAAACAAAUGGUUGAAAACCAUUUAUCUCAGCAGUAAAUGUGUUUUUUGCCAGUAAAACGUUAAUAUUAAUACAAAUACAUACAUACAAAUAAAUACAUUAAAAAGGAUGAGCUUUGGAAAUGACUAAGCAAACACACUGACAUACAAUCAAAUCAGUAUUUAUCGUAUUAAUGUUAUCAUUCUAAUAUUUGUGUUUUUCUGAGCAAAUAAACAUUUACUGCCCAGCAUUUUCAUCUAUAAUUUUACUAGGUGCCUAAGACUGUAGUAUACAGUAUACAGUACUGUAUAUUUCAUAUCGCUGGUGUCAGAAGAAAACCU